This is a messenger RNA of Pelmatolapia mariae (spotted tilapia), 2324 nucleotides long. It is a transcript of the gene ccnh, whose product is annotated as cyclin H. The transcript is spliced from 10 exons. Gene Ontology annotation, biological process: regulation of transcription by RNA polymerase II; DNA-templated transcription; regulation of cyclin-dependent protein serine/threonine kinase activity. Lineage: Eukaryota; Metazoa; Chordata; Actinopteri; Cichliformes; Cichlidae. Gene Ontology annotation, cellular component: nucleus; transcription factor TFIIK complex. The coding region runs from base 201 to 1160 and encodes 319 amino acids. Gene Ontology annotation, molecular function: cyclin-dependent protein serine/threonine kinase regulator activity. The record is from RefSeq and is a predicted model, not a curated record.
GUAAUCCAAUGGCGACGCGCGUGGGAUUUGUUAUUGCUGGAGUCCGCUUGUUAAGACGUUAGUUUUGAACUGUCUUGAGGCAUUAAACGCGCUCAUUUGUAGAAAAUUAUUUUCGCACAGCAUCGGUGUCGCGGAUGGAUUGACCUUUAAUUACGCUCAACAACUGCAGUUUUGUUGCGGUGUUCUCCACAGCAGGCGACAUGUUUCACAACAGCUCCCAGAAGAAAUACUGGAUUUUUAAAAGUGAAGAUGAAAUCGAGCAUAUGAGGUGCAAGGCUAAUCAGAAAUUCCGCAACAAGGCCCUAGAAAGUGGGAAGCCCGGGGUGAGUGAGUCCAUGUUUUUGCAGCGUCAUGAGGAAGACGUCCUAUUUCGGCACUAUGAGAGGAGGCUGCUGGAAUUCUGCAAUGCUUUUAAGCCCACAAUGCCAAAGUCUGUGGUGGGUACAGCCCUCAUGUACUUCAGGAGAUUCUACCUGAGCAACUCCGUCAUGGAGUACCACCCCAGAAUUAUCAUGCUGACGUGUACAUACCUGGCCUGCAAAGUAGAUGAAUUCAAUGUGUCCAGCACCCAGUUUGUGGGCAAUCUUGUACAGGAGACCCCAGCAGGCCAAGAAAGGGUUUUGGAGCAGAUCCUGGAGUAUGAGCUACUGCUAAUCCAGCAGCUCAACUUUCAUUUGGUGGUCCACAACCCCUACAGACCCAUGGAAGGUCUGCUCAUCGACCUCAAGACCCGGUACCCUACACUGGAAAGCCCAGAGUCACUGAGGAAGACUGCUGAUGACUUUCUGACACAGGCAGCUAUGACAGAUGCAGGACUACUUUUUUCUCCCUCCCAGAUCGCUCUGACAGCUAUUCUGAACAGCGCCUCGAGAGCCGGUCUUAACAUGGAGAGUUAUCUGACCCAGUGCUUAGGACUGAAAGAGGAGAAGGAGACGCUCUCAAAGAUGUACGACUCCAUGAGACGAAUGAAAACCCUCCUGAAGAAAUAUGAGCCUCCUAAACUAGAGGUGGUGAAUAUUUCCAAACAGAGGCUGGAGAGGAUUCAUGCCGAAUUUGCCAGUUCAAGCAACAAACGAAAGAGAGGAUAUGAAGAAGAUGGCCAUGUAGCAAAAGAACCACGGUUGGUAGAAGAGGAAUGGACUGAUGAAGACCUCAUCUAGACUUGUGGAAUUGAGCAGAGUUUAAAGUUACUAUAUAUACACAUUAAUUCCAGUGUUUUACUGUAAAGGGAUGUGACAUAAAUGCAGGUGUUCAUGUCAUAAUUGCAGUCAGCUGUUUGUUUGCUCUCUCUUCUGCUUUUUUAAUAAAGAGUUUUCUACAUAUUUCUGUCACAUGACACCAUGUGCACACAUUUCUCCUCCUUCAAAUCAGGAGACCAAAAGAAAAACCCACUCCGUAAUCUACUUUACAAAAACAGUUUAAUGAGUGCAUGCAUGUCUGAUACAGUCUGUACUAUCCCAAUUUUUUUUCUUUUUACUGCUGUAAACACUUUUGUUUUACUUGGUUUCUCUGAUUAUGUGUCUUGAAGUUUCAAAAAAAAAAAAAAAAAAAAAAGCCUCAACCAGAUAAUCAAAAAAUAGCUGAUACAAUUAUUGGGAAAAAUGCAGCUCUUCUCAUGUAUAUACUCAUGAUUCCAGCAAGAGAAUUUAUUAAUAUAAAAUAACCAUACUUUUCUGUUUUUGAAAGACUUUGUUCCAAUCUAGAAAAGAAAAACAAAAACAAACGACAGACAUACAGAGAUGCUUGUUUCAGUACUUUGCAGAUAUUGUCACCACCUUCAAAUAAGUCACUAAUUACAAAAAAAGCAUCAUCUCUUGUAAUCCAGUUUCCAGUAAAGGGGUCUGAGGAAAACUAGCAUCUCCUUGUCAGUUUCCUCAUAUUGAGUAGGAGGGGUGGGGGGCACUUUGGCAACCUGUGCUAUUAAAAACACAUACUGGGUACAAAAAGCCCCUCUCAGCAUUUGGCCUCAGUGAUGAAAGGAAAAAAUGUACCCAAAUCACAGUUAAUGGAGGAGGGGAACAAAUAUUUGCAUUGUGCAUACAGCUGUCAGUUACUGGGCCAAGUUCUUUGUUUGUUUUUUUAUUUAUUUUUUAAAGUACGCCGUCGCCUGUUGUACUCAGCUGCUGUUGUUGCAUAGCUCUCUUGUGGUGAACGAGACAAGAUGGCAGGUGGGUGGGAUGGGCGGGACUAUCAGAGGAAGAUAUGAUGGAGAAUGGUGGAUGGGUUGCCAUGGUGAUGAGGGUAGAGCAUGCCAUGUCUCCACCGGGCUGCACUCGGAGACUUGACGCAAGGAUGGGGAGGAUGGGAGGAGAGGAAGAGUGCAG